GGCGCAUGGCGGAGGCAACAGACAAAGGAGCGACUCAGCGAUUGAGUAUCGAAUAGCAAUGUCGAGUGACUCGGAAACCCUAGGCUCCGAUAUUUCGGCAAACCAAUGCCCGAAAGCCAAAGAAGCUGUGGAUUUCGAUUCCAACUGCUGUGGAAUCUGUUUGUUAGAGGACGACAGGGCCAUCAGAGGAUGGGUCGAUAGCUGCGACCACUACUUCUGCUUCGUUUGCAUCAUGGAAUGGGCCAAGGUCGAGUCCCGAUGUCCAAUGUGCAAGCGCAGGUUCUCCACCAUCCGUCGCCCGCCCAAGCCCGGUGUCUUUCCCUCCGAGCGCAUUGUUAACGUGCCUGUUCGCGAUCAGGCUUAUCAUCAUUUUGGAAACGUAACAACUGGGCCUUCAGAUCCUUAUGCAGAAGUUGAUUGUGGCAUAUGUCAUGGUACAGCGGAUGAAAGUUUUCUACUAAUUUGUGAUCUUUGCGACUCAGCUGCUCAUACUUACUGUGUUGGCCUGGGUCACACUGUACCUGAGGGUGAUUGGUUUUGCCAUGAUUGUACUGUUUCUAGGGCUGAACAUGCCAAUGGUGAAAUAGAUGCUGUUUUUGAUGAUCGGAAUAAUUUUAGAAACUUCUAUAGAAAGCCAUCAGCUGAGACGCAUGUUUCUAUAUGUGAUAUUGUAGCAGAACCGUACACCCGCGAGGAUGAGAGACCUCCUUCAAUUGGCUCCUCACAUCCAAACCGGCCGUCAUCUCCCAUUGCCCUAAACAGUGAAAAUUUUGCUGUCAAUAAUAGUUCAUCUAUGUCAGUUGCAAGAACAUUGCUCCGUUGCCGCAAUGUGAAUGCUCAUAUACAAGCAUUACGUGAAAAUUGGAAUGCUUUGCGAAGUGGGUCCAUGACAUUUUCUUCUAUCUUAGGUGAUUCUGGAGGUGAAAGUAGUCAGAAAUAUAAUGUUGGUGCAAGUUGUCCGAAACAAGACAACAAUGCAUGCUCAUAUGAUACUGAGAAAGCAUGGAAAAUGAUGGACAAGGCAAAAUCAAUUCAAAGAGCUUGUGAGAAGACUGGCAUCAUUCAUCAGGUCUCAAAAUAUCCUCUGGGGAAAGUAAAUGUCCCAAAAGAAGUUGCUAAUGUGAAAAGCUCAUCUGCAACUAAUAACCGACAACUUGGAAAGAAAGAUUUCGGAUGGCAUUUCAAGCAUCAUUCUCUUGAAACAGAUAACAAAAGAUACAAACCUCAGAAGUCGGAAAAUCAAGAGCAAGGUGGGGUCACUAGGACGGGGAUUCCAAAAUUCACCGAGAGUUCCCUAACCAUUCAUUCUCUAGUAUCUUUUGAUUCACCAUCUUCUAGGAAAGCAGAGACUUCAUUUCAAGUUGAUGUUCAUCACAGAAAUGGAGUAAGACUAUCACAGAAAAAUUUAGGAGACUCAUUUAAUGCCAUUAAUGAGAGAGAUGGAUAUGGAAGCUUAAUUAUUCCAGAUGGUCCAGUGCCCAGAUCUCCCGAUUUGUCUCAUGCCAAUCUGAAGUUUGGUGCUUCUUCCCUCUGCAAGGAAGAUCUUCUUCACCGGCCAAAAGGUCGUGUGGAAAUAGGAAGUGCAAAAAACAAGGCAAGAAGAGAUGAUGAUGCCAAAAGUGAGAUCCAAUCUCUAGUCAAGCUCAACUUAAAGCUAAUCAGCAAAGACAAACAGUUAGGAGUUGACACAUUUAAGGAGGUUGCAAGGCUUGCUACUCAUACCAUCCUGGCAGCAUGUGGAUUAGAGCAUUCAAAGUCGUGCGUCCGCUCCUUCCCAACCUCUAUGUGCACUCAUUCUGAACAGGUUCAGCAGCUCCACAAGUCCACUCUAAUGCCCAGGUCUUGCAGAGAAUGCUUUUAUGCCUAUGUAAAAGAUGUUGUCAACUUCAUCACAGUUGAGAAAAUGGGUUCUACUGGAUCAUGUAGGGUCUUACCUUAGAUUCUGAGCUGUCUUUUUAACUUGUUAAUGGAGAGUAUACUUCUUUGUUGUUGUAGGAAAUAAAUUUAGACCACAGCUUUAAUCUUUCUAGUUGUUUAUAUGUUGGUAGGCAUGUAAUGCAGGAGGCAAGUCUUUAGUUAAAGGAGAAGUUUAUCUUGUGGUAAACAAAUUGAGACCACAGAGGCAUGCAAAAGAGAGGUAGGCCUCGGUUUAUAAAUCUGUGGUGUAUGUAUUAAUAAAUUUGUAUUAUGUUAUAAAUUAUAGUUAUCUUACUUUUUGUUUU
This is a messenger RNA of Vitis riparia (riverbank grape), 2222 nucleotides long. RefSeq lists its product as uncharacterized. The record is from RefSeq and is a predicted model, not a curated record. The transcript has 3 exons. Bases 59 to 1939 code for a protein of 626 amino acids. NCBI's taxonomy places the organism in Eukaryota, Viridiplantae, Streptophyta, Magnoliopsida, Vitales, Vitaceae.